ACUCCAAGACAAAGUCCAGGAGACCAUCGAGGCUCUGCGUCUGGCAGGGAUCAAAGUAUGGGUGCUGACAGGGGACAAACAUGAGACGGCGGUCAGCGUCAGCCUGUCCUGCGGACACUUCCACAGAACCAUGAACAUCCUGGAGCUCCUGCAGCAGCGCUCUGAUAACGAGUGUGCUGAGCAGCUCCGCAGACUGGACAGGAGGAUCAAGGAGGACCAUGUCAUACAGCACGGGUUAGUCGUGGACGGGGCCAGCCUGUCUUUAGCGUUGAGGGAACACGAGAAACUCUUUAUGGAAGUGUGUAAAAACUGUUCAGCUGUGCUGUGCUGCCGCAUGGCCCCGCUGCAGAAAGCUAAGGUGGUGCGUCUAUUUAAAACCUCCCCAGAGAAACCAAUCACCCUAGCUAUUGGGGACGGAGCCAAUGAUGUCAGUAUGAUACAGGAAGCUCAUGUGGGCAUAGGUAUCAUGGGGAAGGAGGGUCGCCAGGCCGUGAGAAACAGUGACUAUGCAAUCCCCAGGUUUAAGUUCCUGGCUAAACUUCUGCUGGUCCACGGUCACUUUUACUACAUUCGAAUAGCUACGCUUGUACAGUACUUUUUCUACAAGAACGUGUGUUUUAUCACGCCCCAGUUUUUAUACCAGUUCUUCUGUCUGUUUUCACAACAAACUCUGUAUGACAGUGUUUAUCUGACACUGUACAACAUCUGCUUCACCUCGCUUCCCAUCCUGGUGUUCAGCCUGUUUGAACAGCUGGUCCAUCCACACGUACUGCAGAAUAAACCUGGCCUGUACAGGUAA
This is a messenger RNA of Notothenia coriiceps (black rockcod), 799 nucleotides long. RefSeq names its product probable phospholipid-transporting ATPase IF. Gene Ontology annotation, cellular component: recycling endosome; plasma membrane; endoplasmic reticulum. Gene Ontology annotation, molecular function: ATPase-coupled intramembrane lipid carrier activity; ATP hydrolysis activity; ATP binding. NCBI's taxonomy places the organism in Eukaryota, Metazoa, Chordata, Actinopteri, Perciformes, Nototheniidae. The annotation marks the transcript as partial. The record is from RefSeq and is a predicted model, not a curated record. Gene Ontology annotation, biological process: phospholipid translocation. The transcript is spliced from 6 exons.